Hansenula anomala is the source of this 3200-nucleotide messenger RNA. RefSeq names its product ribosome biosynthesis protein KRE33 (gene KRE33). Gene Ontology annotation, cellular component: nucleolus; 90S preribosome. The record is from RefSeq and is a predicted model, not a curated record. NCBI's taxonomy places the organism in Eukaryota, Fungi, Ascomycota, Saccharomycetes, Phaffomycetales, Wickerhamomycetaceae. The coding region runs from base 22 to 3153 and encodes 1043 amino acids. The transcript has a single exon. Gene Ontology annotation, biological process: rRNA acetylation involved in maturation of SSU-rRNA. Gene Ontology annotation, molecular function: ATP binding; tRNA binding; 18S rRNA cytidine N-acetyltransferase activity.
CUUGCUAAUAAAACCAAUACAAUGGGUAAAAAAGCUAUUGAUGCUAGGAUCCCUGCGCUUAUCCGUAAUGGGGUUCAAGAAAAAGAGCGAAGCUUUUUCAUCAUUGUGGGUGAUAAAGCUCGUAACCAACUCCCAAAUUUGCACUAUUUAAUGAUGUCUGCAGACCUUAAAAUGAACAAAUCUGUUCUAUGGGCUUAUAAAAAUAAGUUACUAGGAUUUACCUCACAUAGAAAGAAGAGGGAAGCUAAAAUCAAAAAAGAUAUCAAAAGAGGUAUCAGAGAGGCGAAUGAGCAAGAUCCUUUCGAAUCAUUCAUUUCAAACCAAAAUAUUAGAUAUGUUUAUUAUAAAGAAACAGAAAAGAUCUUAGGUAAUACCUAUGGUAUGUGCAUAUUACAAGAUUUUGAAGCCCUUACUCCAAAUUUGUUAGCGAGAACUAUAGAAACAGUUGAAGGUGGUGGUAUUGUUGUGCUUUUGUUGAAAUCGUUAACAUCCUUGAAACAGUUGUACACUAUGACAAUGGAUAUUCAUAAACGUUACAGAAAUGACAAUCAUGGUGAUGUUAUUGCUCGCUUUAACGAGAGAUUUAUUUUGUCGCUAGGGUCAUGUGAGAAUUGCUUGGUUGUUGAUGAUGAAUUAAACGUUUUGCCUUUAUCUGGUGGAAAACAUGUCAAAGCUCUUCCACCAAAAGAUGAAGAUGAGCUAAGCCCUAAAGCACAAGAAUUAAAGGCCCUAAAAUCUUCUUUAGAAGACGUUCAACCUGCUGGUGCGUUGGUAUCGUUGGCUAAGACUGUUAACCAAGCCCAGGCUAUUUUGACUUUCGUUGAUGCUAUUUCAGAAAAAACAUUAAGAUCCACUGUUGCAUUGACCGCAGGAAGAGGAAGAGGUAAAUCAGCUGCAUUAGGUAUUUCGAUUUCAGCUGCUGUAUCUCAUGGAUAUUCGAAUAUCUUCGUCACUUCUCCAUCACCAGAAAAUUUGAAAACACUAUUUGAGUUCAUCUUUAAAGGUUUUGAUGCCUUAGGAUAUCAAGAGCAUCUAGAUUAUGAUAUCAUUCAGUCCACAAAUCCAGCGUUCAACAAAGCCAUUGUCAGAGUUGAUAUAAAGAGAGACCAUAGACAAACAAUUCAGUACAUUUCCCCAUCUGACUCACAUGUUUUGGGUCAAGCUGAAUUGGUUAUUAUUGAUGAAGCAGCAGCAAUUCCUUUACCUGUUGUCAAAAAACUUCUUGGUCCUUACCUGGUCUUUAUGGCGUCUACUAUUAAUGGUUAUGAAGGUACAGGUAGAUCGUUAUCCUUAAAGUUAAUCCAACAGUUACGUGAACAAUCUGUUACAAGUGGCAGAAACGAUGAUACAGAGGUUGUUUCAAGAGAUAGUAAAAACAGCAAUGAAUCUGAAGUUCUAGGCCGUACAUUACGUGAAGUUACACUAGAUGAACCAAUUAGAUAUGCACCAGGUGAUCCAGUGGAAAAAUGGUUGAAUAAAUUAUUAUGCCUCGAUGCUUCAUUAUCAAAGAACUUGAAAUUUGCUUCCAGGGGAACGCCUCAUCCAUCACAAUGUAACUUAUUUAUUGUGAACAGAGAUACAUUAUUCUCGUAUCAUCCUGUCUCCGAAAAUUUUUUACAAAAAAUGAUGGCUCUUUAUGUUGCUUCACAUUACAAGAAUUCACCAAAUGAUUUACAAUUAAUGAGUGAUGCUCCAGCUCAUCAACUUUUUGUUUUGUUGCCACCAAUUGAUGAAAGCAGUGGUAGAAUUCCAGAUCCUUUAUGUGUUGUUCAGGUUGCAUUAGAAGGUGAGAUCUCUAAGGAUAUGGUUCGCCGAGAAUUAGGUCGUGGUAAAAGAUCGGAUGGUGAUUUAAUUCCAUGGUUAAUGUCGCAACAAUUUCAAGAUGAAGAUUUUGCUGGACUUAGUGGUGCUCGUGUUGUGAGAAUUGCAACCAAUCCUGAUUAUUCCAGUAUGGGGUAUGGAUCAAGAGCUUUAGAACUUUUAAGAGAUUAUUACGAGGGUAAAUUUACAAAUAUUUCCGAAUCGUCUCAAGAAAAAGAUUACACCAUCAAAAGAGUUAGUGACAAGGAAUUAGAAAAUACUGAUCUAAAGAAAGAUGAUGUCAAGUUGAGAGACGCAAAAACACUACCUCCUUUAUUAUUGAAACUUUCAGAAAAAUCACCUCAUUAUCUAGACUAUCUAGGUGUGUCAUAUGGGUUGACAUCCAAGCUUCAUAAGUUUUGGAAGAAUAAUAAAUUUACCCCAGUCUAUUUACGUCAAACAGCCAAUGAGUUAACCGGUGAACACUCUUGUAUCAUGCUCAGUCCUUUGGAAAAUAGGGAAAGCAAAUGGUUAUUUGAAUUUGCUAAAGAUUUCCACAAGAGAUUUUUAUGGUUGAUGUCAUAUGAUUUCAAGAAAUUUACUGCUGUUCAAGCUUUGAACGUUAUAGAAAGUGCCAAGGUUAACGAUUCUCAAGAAGUGGAGCAAUUAACUAGAAGUGAACUUGAUAAGUUAUUCACUCCAUUUGAUUUAAAAAGAUUAGAGUCUUAUUCCAAUAAUCUUUUAGACUUUCAUGUGAUUGUUGAUUUACUCCCAGUGAUUGCAGGAUUAUUUUUCAGUGGUAGAAUCAAUGAAGUUAAACUUUCAAGUGUUCAAAGUGCAAUCUUUUUAGCAAUUGGUCUUCAACAUAAGAGUAUGGAUGAUAUUUCAAAAGAGCUAAACUUACCAGAUAAUCAAACAAUUGCCAUGUUUUCCAAAAUCAUUAGAAAAGUUUCCACCUAUUUCAGAGGCUUAGUGAGUAGAUCAAUUGAAGAUACCAUGCCAGAACUAAAGGAUGAAACUGUUGCUGAAAUGGAUGGUGAAGAACCAAUCACUAGAUUUGAAGAAAUUGAAGACACCAUGGAGGAGGAACUAACCGCUGAUGGUAAAGAAGCAGUCAAGGCUUUACGUGAAAAACAAAGAGAAUUGAUCAACUCCUUGAACCUUGAUAAAUACAAUAUUGAUGAUACUAAUGUUGAGCUAAAUGAGAAAGAUCUUUCCAAAGCUGCUGUUUCAGGUAAAGUUGUUGCAUUAAAAGGCAAGGCACCAAAAAGAAAACAAGAGAGUGCAGAAGAUGUCUACAAACAAGAAAUGGGUUCUUUGAAAAAGGCCAAAAAGGGUAAAUCCAAGAAAUAGAUAGAUUUAUAUCCAAUGUAUAAUAAUAACAAUUUCUAUACUGAGUG